Messenger RNA from Tripterygium wilfordii, 1371 nucleotides. RefSeq names its product UPF0301 protein BDI_1431. Bases 321 to 1235 code for a protein of 304 amino acids. Lineage: Eukaryota; Viridiplantae; Streptophyta; Magnoliopsida; Celastrales; Celastraceae. The record is from RefSeq and is a predicted model, not a curated record. The transcript is spliced from 2 exons.
UGCUUGAAAAAAUAAAUUUGAUCUAAAGAGACAACGGUCACAAAUCACCAAAAAAGGGGAUAGAGUGUCAAUCAUCUGGUAUCCACACAAUAAGAAGGGGUCCAAGUGUAACAUGUGAUGUGGACACAGAGAACAUGUUCUCCAAUUGUGUAUUUAUGUCAAUUGAGUCAUUUCCAUCUGCCCAUACUUUAGAAUAGCUAGGAACAUCAUCGAAAUCACCCUUGUCCUUGUGGACAUGCUCAAUCCCUGUUUAAAUACCCAAAAGCUUAUUUCUUCAUUCACGUCUACAAGUUAGAAGGAAGCAAAAAUAAAAAAGGGCCAUGGAAGCUUGUUUUCUCACCUCAAACCCUCUCCCGAAAACCGCAGAACUGAUUCCUUCUAUUAAAAGCAGAACUUUCGCCUUCUCCAAGAGAAACCCACUUCAAUUUCAAAGCAGAAGAGUCGCCUUCCCCCCUCCUAUAACAUGUUCUCGUUCGGAUUCCUAUUUGCCGUCUAACGAUGAUGAGAGUCCUGUUGUUGAUGCCGAUUGGCGAUUAUUUAGAGCAAGAUUGAUUAGUGGAGGACGAGCAUCAAGCGGUGAAGAGUCUUUGUCUUUGUCUUCUUCUUCAGUGGUGGAUCCGGAUGCGGUGGUGGACUAUCCGGCUCCGUUUACGCUCGGGGACAAAUGGGCCCAUACGAUCCAUGAGCCCGAAAAGGGUUGUCUACUUAUCGCCACUGAAAAGCUCGAUGGCGUUCACAUUUUCGAACGGACGGUGAUCCUUCUCUUGUCAACUGGGCCCAUGGGCCCAACUGGAAUCAUCCUCAAUCGACCGUCCCUUAUGUCCAUCAAGGAAAUGAAGUCAACGGUGCUGGAUGCAUCAGGCACUUUCUCUGACAAGCCCUUGUUCUUUGGUGGGCCUUUAGAGGAAGGCCUGUUUCUUCUAAGCCCAAAAGCAGAUAAUGGGGUUGGAAAUAGUGGAGUUUUUGAUGAAGUGAUGGAGGGAGUGUAUUUUGGGUCAAGGGAGAGUGUAGGCUGUGCAGCUGAAAUGGUGAAGAGAAAUGUAGUUGAGGUUGGAGAUUUCAGGUUCUUUGAUGGGUACUGUGGUUGGGAGAAGGAACAAUUGAGAGAGGAAAUUAGGGCUGGUUAUUGGACUGUGGCAGCUUGCAGCCCAACUGUUCUUGGGCUUGGAAGUGUAGAGAGCAAUGGGCUUUGGGAUGAGAUACUCUGCCUCAUGGGCCCUAAAAAGGUUUGGUGAGAUUUUGUUGUUGGGCCAUGGAGAAAAUGAAAUAAUUGCUUGUAAAUAGACCCUUUAAUGCAAAUUUAUUGUAGUGCAAGUGCAAGUGUACCAAUGUGUAUUGGAAUUACCUUUUUUAACCCAUAACUAUACCAUA